UUCUCUUGUGAACAGCAUAUGUGGUAUUAAUGGCCGUGUCCUUAGGGACCUCGAGUAGCAAGGGGCUAUGGGACAGUGUCCUUGAGCUAACCAAGAAAUCUCAGAAUAAAGGCAGUGAUCCAUUGAUAUGGGCAAUUCAUCUUUCUUCCCAAUUAAACUCAGCUGGUGUGUCUCUUCCUUCCACAGAUUUAGCCAACCUUUUGGUUUCUAACAUUUGUUGGGAGAGCAACAAUCCUAUUUCAUGGAAGUUUCUUGAAAAAGCAUUGAUCUUCAACAUCGUUCCUCCUUUGCUUGUUCUUGCUCUUCUAUCCACCAGGGUUAUUCCGAAGCGUCAUACCCAACAGGCAGCAUUUCGGCUAUAUAUGGAACUCCUUAAACGGCAUGCUUUCAAACUGAAAUCACAUGUAGAGUUCCAAAAUUAUCCGGUGAUUAUGAAUUCUAUAGACAAUGUUCUCCAGCUUUCUCAGAUAUUUGGUGUCAAAGUCAUUGAACCUGGGAGUUUAGUACUUGUAUUCAUCUUUUCAGUUGUUUGGCAGUUGGUAGAGGCAGCAUUAGGAGAUGAGGGGUUGCUGGAAGUUACUGAGGAAAGAAAAUUUAGAUGGAAUGUACCUCAAGAUAUGGAGUUAGGAGAUUGUGCAAGUUAUGAUGCAAAGAGGACUGAAUACCAAGAGAUGUUGCAAAGUAGAAAUACUGUGAUGACUGUAGAGCUGAUUGGGCUUUUCCUGCAAAACAAAGUAACUUCCAGGAUUCUUUUUUUGGCACGCCGAAACAUGCCCACACAUUGGAGAAGUUUUAUCCAGGACAUAGAAGUUCUUGCUGUUAACUCUUCAGCACUGAGAAGUUCAAAGGCAAUGACACCAGAAAUUCUCCUUCAACUGAUAUCAGAUGAUCGUAAAAUUGUGUCCGAGGAAACCAAAGCAAGUUACUUGCAAGAAAUCCACACAGUAAUGUCUUCACCUGCUGGUCUUUCUCAUAAAGUUGGUGGUUCUUCUCUGUGGCUUCCUCUUGAUCUUGUGCUUGAAGAUGCAAUGGAUGGUUCACAAGUUGAUACAACAAGUGCCAUUGAAAUUGUCAAGCGUUUCGUAAAAGCUCUUCAAGCCUUAAAUGGCACCACUUGGUAUGAGAGUUUUCUUGGUCUUUGGAUGGCAGCUCUUCGUCUUGUUCAAAGGGAAAGAAAUCCCAUCGAGGGUCCUAUGCCUCGCCUGGAUACUCGCUUAUGCAUGUUAUUAUCUGUUACAACUCUUGUGGUUUCUGAUCUAAUUGAGGAUGAGGAAAGCAUGCCACAAAACAAGAUAGAUCGUCAAAGCACACAAAACUGUAGAGAAAAGCGUCGUAGGGAUUUGGUAUCUAGCUUACAGAGUUUAGGUGAUUACCAGAGCUUGUUGACUCCGCCUCAGUCAAUUAUUCCUGCUGCCAACCAGGCUGCUGCAAAAGCAAUGAUGUUCACUUCAGGGAUUAAUGUUGGUAGCAGUGCGUACUUUGAUUUCAUCAACAUGAAAGAUAUGGCAAUCAACUUCACUGGAAACUUGCACCAUUUGAUAGUUGAGGCAUGUAUUGCCAGAAAUCUAUUGGACACAUCAGCGUAUUUCUGGCCAGGUUAUGUGACCGGUCGCAUCAACCAAAUACCUCAUGGUGUUCCUGCUCAAGUUCCUGGCUGGUCUUCAUUUAUGAAAGGGGCACCAAUUACUCCCGUGAUGAUGAACGCUCUUGUUUCUGAACCUGCUUCAAGCUUAGCAGAGCUUGAGAAAGUCUUUGAGAUUGCUCUCAACGGAUCAGACGACGAGAAAAUAGCUGCUGCUACUAUUCUCUGUGGGGCCUCUUUGAUUCGGGGUUGGAAUGUCCAGGAGCACAGUGUUUAUUUCAUUACCAGAUUGUUGUCACCACCACCACCUGCAAACUAUUUGGGGAAUGACAGCCAUCUGAUAGCCCAUGCUCCCAUGCUGAAUGUUCUUCUUGUUGGUAUAGCGCCCAUUGACUGUGUUCAGAUUUUCUCUCUACAUGGGCUGGUUCCACAGCUUGCUGGUUCUUUGAUGCCAAUCUGUGAAGUAUUUGGAUCAUGUGUGCCCAAUAUAUCAUGGACUCUGACCACAGGAGAAGAGAUAUCUGCAUAUGCUGUGUUUUCAAAUGCAUUUGCGCUUCUUCUAAAGCUAUGGAGGUUCAAUCAUCCUCCUCUUGAAUAUGGAGUUGGAGAUGUUCCACCUGUGGGAUCCCAACUCACUCCUGAAUACCUCUUAUUAAUGCGAAACUCCCAAUUAGUUUCUUCUGGUAGCAAAAACAUAUACGAGGACCGCAAUAGAAGGCGACUCUCUGCAGUGGCAAAAACAUCAUGUCCUAAUCCCAUAUUUGUUGAUUCUUUCCCGAAACUUAAAGCCUGGUAUCGUCAGCAUCAAGCUUGUUUAGCUUCCACCGUUUCUGGUCUUGUUCAUUCCCCUGUUCAUCAGAUUGUUGAUAGCCUUCUAAAUAUGAUGUUUAAAAAGAUAAAUAGGAACCAGCCACUGACUACUUGUGUAUCAGGAAGUAGUAGUUCAUCAGGGCCUGGCAGUGAAGAUGCGUCUCUAAGACCCAAAUUCCCUGCUUGGGAUAUUCUUGAAGCUGUUCCUUUUGUGGUUGAUGCUGCUCUCACUGCAUGUGCCCAUGGCAGACUAUCUCCUCGUGAGCUGUGUACAGGGCUAAAAGAUUUGGCAGACUUUCUUCCUGCAUCUUUGGCGAUCAUCGUGAGUUACUUCUCAGCUGAAGUGUCUCGUGGUGUCUGGAAACCAGUAUUCAUGAAUGGAACAGAUUGGCCAAGUCCAGCUGCAAACCUUUCCAAUGUUGAAGAACAUAUCAAGAAUAUACUGGCUGCCACUGGUGUUAAUGUCCCAACACUUCUUGCAGGGAUAAGUUCUCCAGCUACUCUUCCAUUGCCCUUGGCUGCCUUUGUCAGCCUCACCAUAACAUACAAACUUGACAAAGCAUCACAGCGGUUUCUCAAUCUAGCUGGACCGGCCUUGGAGUCACUUGCAGCUGGUUGCCCGUGGCCAUGCAUGCCAAUUGUAGCGUCCUUGUGGACCCAGAAGGCAAAGAAAUGGAGUGAUUUCCUUCGCUUCUCAUCUUCUCGUACGGUUUUCCUCCACGACAAUGAUGCAGUGGCUCAGCUUCUUAAGAGCUGCUUCACUGCCACACUUGGCUUAAAUAAUACUAUUAUAUCAAGCCAUGGUGGUGUCGGAGCACUACUCGGGCAUGGGUUUGGGUCCAACUCUUACGGGGAGAUAUCUCCCGUGGCCCCCGGAUUUCUAUAUUUGCGCGUCUAUCGUUCCAUUAGGGAUAUCAUGUUCCUCAGAGAAGAUAUUAUCUCGUUGUUGAUGCAAUCUGUGAAAGAUAUAGCUUCUAAUGGCAAAACUCCGAAAGGCAAGCAAGAAAUAAGGUAUGGUCAAGUUUCACUUGCUACAGCAUUGACCAAGGUUAAACUAGCUGCUCAAUUAGGUGCCUCCAUAUUAUGGCUAUCUGGAGGUCAAGGCUUAGUUCAGUCAAUGAUAAAUGAGACUCUGCCAUCUUGGUUUAUAUCGGCUCAAAUGACCGGCCAAGGAGAAAACACAGGUGGAGCUGUUUCAAUGCUAUGGGGGUAUGCUCUUGCUUAUUUCACUGUGCUUUGUGGAGCAUUCGCCUGGGGUGUUGACUCGUCCCUAUCAGCGUCUAAGUGGCGGCCUAGAUUUCUUGGGUCCCACAUGGAGUUUUUAGCAAGUGCCCUUAAUGGGAAGAUAACGCUUGGGUGUGAUCCUAUCACUUGGCAUUCUUAUGUGACAGGUUUCGUGAGCCUGAUGGUGGGUUGUAUGCCGAAUUGGUUAGUGGAAAUCGACAUAGAGGUUUUGAAGAGGUUGAGUCAAGGGUUGAGGCAAUGGAAUGAGGAAGAACUUGCACUUACUCUACUGGAAUCGGGUGGUGUUGGUACGAUGGGUGCAGCUGCUGAACUCAUCAGUCGAACUGAUUCAUAGCCUUCUAUUCUCCACAGGUAUUUUUUAAAAAUAUAUAGAUUCGAUUUUAGUUUUGAUCCAAAGUUUUGUAAAUUGUUGGUAUAUCUAUCCUUUAGAGAUUUAGCUGUACAUCAGUUUUUAACAAUGUCAUGAAGAAAAUCGAAUCCAUAUAUGAAACAAAUAUUCGGUUUCAGGGAUGU
Messenger RNA from Cynara cardunculus var. scolymus (artichoke), 4150 nucleotides. RefSeq names its product mediator of RNA polymerase II transcription subunit 33A. Bases 30 to 3971 code for a protein of 1313 amino acids. The transcript has 12 exons. The record is from RefSeq and is a predicted model, not a curated record. Gene Ontology annotation, cellular component: mediator complex. NCBI's taxonomy places the organism in Eukaryota, Viridiplantae, Streptophyta, Magnoliopsida, Asterales, Asteraceae. Gene Ontology annotation, biological process: regulation of phenylpropanoid metabolic process.